Molecule: messenger RNA, 2551 nt
Organism: Sitodiplosis mosellana (orange wheat blossom midge)
Lineage: Eukaryota; Metazoa; Arthropoda; Insecta; Diptera; Cecidomyiidae
Product: double-stranded RNA-specific editase 1-like
Exons: 6
Coding region: 1093-2004 (303 amino acids)
Source: RefSeq, a predicted model, not a curated record
CGACGAAAUGAAUCGACGUCCAACGAGAAAUAAUCCGGCCAACAAUAAACCAUUUAUAUCUGGUGGUGUAAUUUCGAAUUUUACUGCGUCCGCUCCAAAUGUAAAUGAACAAGCAGCAGCUUCGGUUCGAGCACCCACUCCCCGGAAACAUUCUUCUGCACCAACAAAACAAAAAAGUGCACCUGAGAGAUAAGAAAUGGCAAGAAGAAGAUGGUGUUGAUUUGAGAAAUUGAAAAAAAAAAAAUAUGCAGAGAAAAAAAAGAAUGUGGUCAGCAAGCCAUUAGCAUUUCAUGUGUUUCCCCUCUCUUAUCUUUUGUUUCUAUUAACGAUAUAAUUUCCGUAGUCCAAGAAAUUAUUUGCCUGUGUUUGCGUUUUUGAAAUGAUUGCUGGAAUGAGAAUGAGAAACUCACUUGAUUUUAUAGUUAUCGUGAGCCGUUAGCAAUUCUGAGCAUUGAACGCCAUUUUUGUCUUUUGAGUUUUAUUCCCAGCUCGGUAGCUGCAGUGCAUAUAUGCGCGCCAUGUUUUUAUCGCCGUAAAUCGAUCGAUUAAACAAUCCACCCAGAACUUGUGCCAAAAAAAUGUAAAACAUUUUUCACAUUGCAUUCAUUCGUGUUUUGUUUGGUGCUUGGUUUUUUUUCGACCUUGUUUAAUCGUCGAUUUAUCGCAAAAACAGAUCGGGCUACGAAUUUGAAUAAAAUUGAACGAAUGAAAAUGACAUUGGAUGGUCAAUCGAUGGAUACGAUGGUAACUAAAAAGCAGGUUGAAUUGGCAUUGCACAAUGUGCGCUUUUCCUGAAAUUGAACAGAGGUUAAUAAUGAUGUUUCGGUAGAAAUUAUAUUUGUUAAGUCGAGUCGAGAAAAAAAAAAUGACAAAAAAUUGAGAAAAAAGAAAAGAAAAUGAAAAUCGACUGUCGACGGGCGUUGCAUUUCAUCAUGAAGCAUGCUUCUGAUCCGCGUGUAAGCACAUAAAUCCCUUGUGGCAGACGGUCGAUCCGGGCGGCUCUCGAUACAAACGCACACCGCAAAGAAUAAUAAUUUUCCGUUGAAUAAUCAACAACAAGCCAAUUCAGUUGUACCCGAAGCACUGAAAAAUAUGGACAUCAAAGAUGAGCUUGAUAACGCCAACAUCACUGAUCCAUCUGAGAAUGGAUCAACCAAUGGCCAGAAGCGCCGUUUUAUGCGCCAACCAAUACCCAAGAAGAUCAAACGGUUGCGUCGCAAUCGGCGUCUUCGCAAAAUUCUUACACCAAAAAAUGCGUUGAUGUCAUUGCAUGAAUUGCUUGGAAAUGGACUGUCCGAGUUCUCUAUUUUGCCCGAAGAACGUGGAUUUGUGGCUUCGGUUUACGUGAAUGCCGUGCAAUACGAAGGAAGAGGCCCUUCAAAGAUGGCAGCCAAAAAUUCGGCUUCUGAGAAAGCAUUGCGUGACAUAAUCAUUAAUCGAAUGCUGCAAUCACCAAAGUCUCAACAGCUGAAACCAAGCGGCGAUCCUGCUCAACCGGGCACCGAACAAAUUCCACCAAACGUAGAUGAUGCAUUCCGUGAUGAUGUUGAAAUGGGCGACGCCGAAAAUGAUAAUGACGAAAGCGAGGUUCCAAUGUUACACUUGGCCUCAUUUGCACUGCACAAGUUGUUCUCCGAAUGGCAGUCGGAAGGCUUUGAAAUCCCUGAUUUCAAAAUUGGCGGUGUCACUUCACCCGUUGAGCCCGCUACGGCAGUGGAUAAAACGGAUCGUGCACCGGGCAUUCCACCAAAACGGACACAGCUCCCAGAAAAUGCGAAUACAAUGCAUCCAACAACUCUGUUAUGCAUGAUGCGUCCAGCCACAAAAUACGUUGAUUUGGGCAGUGAGGGUCAAGUUCCGAACAUUUUGCACCGUGUUGGUGUUGAAGUUGAUGCCGAACACUUCAUUGGAACGGCAAAGAACAAGAAAUUGGCUCGCAAGAAUGCAGCCAUCGAUGCAUGCAAUGAAAUGUUUGGCACCGAGUUCAUCAAAGAAGACAACUAAAGCGCUGGACAACUGAUGCGACCGAACACCGGCUCAAUUAGCUCAUAUUAUAUCUCUUUUGACCCAAAAUAUUUCACCUUCUCAUAUAGUCCUUUACUAUAUAUUAAACUUCGAGAAAUUGAAUUCAUCCGUAGAUUCAAUUAAAAAUGAACCAUAUGUGCGUACCAAUUGUUGGUACAUGAGAUUUUAGACAUAUUGCAUGAAUUUAUUGUAUCUCUAUCUCUCUGUUCGAAUCCUAUUCGACAACAUCCCACAAGCUUUCAUCAUUGGCUUUGACGUAGGAAAUGCUUGUUCAUCAAACUAUAUCAAACCAAAAUAGAAAUGUUAAGACAACAUUUUGUGUGAACCGUGUGUUAAUUAUUCGGACAAUACAAAGGGGAAAAAAAACAAACAAGAACACAUACUCCGCAUCUUUUCCAAAUUAAAAUUUUGAACCAUUUUUCUUUUUGAAUGAGACUAGAUUAGACUAGGAUUUGUAGCCUUUUAUCAAUUUCAAUUUUACCUUAAUAAAAACAAACAAUAUCCCCUGACUUUUGAAUCCACAAAA